Messenger RNA from Dermacentor andersoni, 2343 nucleotides. NCBI's taxonomy places the organism in Eukaryota, Metazoa, Arthropoda, Arachnida, Ixodida, Ixodidae. The record is from RefSeq and is a predicted model, not a curated record.
AUGGCGCUGCGCUCGGGCAAGCGCGAGCAUUGGACUGUUUACAAUUGGCUGGACGCGGUAUGCCGUCGCCAUGCGAAGCAGCGCCGCAACGCCAGCUGGUCCAGCCUCUGCUCGUCGCUGGAAAGAGCGCGCGCCCGAUCGAGCCGGUGGCGUAUCCUUGGGGCGAUCCUGCGGCCCCGCGUGCCGCGCUGCCCCGCCCUCUUCAUCGCCGUGGCACGCGGCAUCACCAACGGACAGCUGGCCGAGCUGCUCGCCGAAACCUUCUGCCCGCCGCCCAACAUCCGUGCACCGGCGCCGUACGUGCUCCAGCCGCAACCGCAUCCGAGGCGCGAGCUGCUGGCCCCGGAGCGGUACUUUCCAACGACCGGGAUCCUCGAGGACAUCAGGGCGCUGUGCGAGGCUGACUUUACUAUCGGUGAACUUCGCACAGUGCUCGCGUCACGGAAGCGUCGUUCAGUACCAGGUUCCGAUGGCGUCACAUAUCAGAUGCUUCGAAACCUGGAAGGUGACCAGCUCCUGCUGCUGCUCGACGCCUACAACGACGUCUGGCGAACCGGCAGCAUCCCGGGCGACUGGAACGAGGCAGUGGUCGUCCCGCUACUCAAGGCUGGCAAGGCAAGGUGCUCGAGGCCAUGGCGCUUCGGCGGCUCGAGUGGAUUACUGCGGCACUCGACACCUUUGCGGCGGAGCAGAGCGGACUGCCUGGCCGACGUGAUCGCCACGCUGGAGACAGCGAAGCGCCGGGGCGAGGCAGGCUAUCUCGUUCUCCUCGACGUCGAAAGCGCCUUCGACCGUCGGCCACACGCCACCAUCCUGGAAGCACUCGAUGGGCUCGGAGUGUGCGGACGAAUGCGGACCUACGUUGCUGCGUUCCUCGGCGGCCGGACGAUGCGGGUGCGCGUGGGGGGAGCGUACUGUCGGCCACGUGCGGUUGUGACAGGAGUGCCGCAGGGCAGUGUGCUUAGCCCAUUCCUGUUUAACCUCGCGCUGGGACGCAUCCCCGACUACAUUCCACAGUUCCCGACGCACGAGGUUCGCGUCGCAGUUUACGCAGACGACAUCGCGUUGUUCGCGAGCGGCCCCACCAGUGUCGGCUCUGUCGUGCGUGCGCGUGUGCAGCGCGCGCUGGAUGGGGUCGACGCUUACAUCAGCGGCAUUGGCCUCACCCUCUCGGCAGCUAAGACCAAGGCGCUCAUCGUACACCCAAAGUACGAGGGGCAGUACAACACGCCGGGCUUCACCCUCCAUGGAGUGCUGCUUCCGUGGCAGAAGCGUGUUCGCUACCUUGGUCUUGUCAUCGACCAGCGGCUGAACUGGUGUGCUGCGGUGGCUGCCCUGCGGAAAGGUGCCGCGCAGGUGGCGGGCGCCGCGCGCUUCCUGCUUGCUCGUGGCCAGGGAUGCUCACCGACCCUCGCGCUGCGCCUGUACAACUCCGUGGCCUCGGCGCGGAUCCUGUACGCGCUGCCCUUGGCGGACCUGCAGCCGACGCAACGGAAGGUAAUGGACGCGGAUCACCGAGCCGUCGUCCGCCAGUUCCUGUGCCUCCCGCGGUCGUCACAAAGCGGUGGCACUCUCGCCGACUGGGAGGUGCCGCGUGUUGAGCGCGGUCUCGUCUACACACGCGGAGCUGGCGGCCAUCGACUUGGCGGCCGAGCUGAUCUCUACCGACGGCGCAUCCCUGCGGCGGCCAUCCUGACGGACUCCGGCGCAGCGCUGCACAUGCUGGCCAGGGCAGACCACGGACGCCCGCUGAUCCAGCGCCUCCUACGAAAGAUGCGCGGCGUUUGCGAGCAGGGAUGCGACCUCGUUCUGCAGUGGGUGCCGUCCCACAUUGGUACACACGGGAGCGAGGAAGCGGACCGGCUCGCGAAGGCCGCCCACACGGCGCCUGUACCUCGGUCGCUCGUCGUGACGCCUUUCGAUGUCGCCCGUCACACCGUGGCCGGCAUGCUGCGAGCGCGACACCCGGACCCCCGCGCCGCCAGUGGCAACCCGCCGAGACUGCUGCCGCGAACGGGCCUUCAUCGACGAGACCGGGCGCUACUGCUUCGUCUCCGCAUCGGCUGCUACCUCACUGCGGCAAGGACGCACCGCCUGCAAGGUACGGGGAGUCCCUUUUGCCUCAAGUGCGCCGAUGUGGAGGACUUGGAGCCUGUACUUUUGCUGUGCCCGGCGUACGCGGCACAGCGUGACGCGCUCACGAGAGCUUACCGCCGCCUCGGCCUGCCGUGCGACAGCACCGAGGCGCUGCUCUUCCCGGCGGCCCAUUCAUCGGUAAUCGGGCGCGCCUUCACGGCGCUGCUCGAAUACUUGGACGGCGCGGACAUGUACGAGCGGGUGUAG